Cladophialophora immunda is the source of this 765-nucleotide messenger RNA. RefSeq lists its product as uncharacterized. The record is from RefSeq and is a predicted model, not a curated record. The transcript has 2 exons. The coding region runs from base 1 to 765 and encodes 254 amino acids. Lineage: Eukaryota; Fungi; Ascomycota; Eurotiomycetes; Chaetothyriales; Herpotrichiellaceae.
AUGGGCCCCUCCCUCCUCUCCAAGUCCCUCCAGGCCGCCGGCGUCGGCGCCUUUGCCAGCGUCUGCGCCUUCGCCGUGUGGACCAAGCACUGCCACUUCACGCCGCCCGCGCAGUUCAACCCGGCCACGGAGCCGCUGUUCCGCAGCGCGUGGUUCGCCCGGUUCAACCCGCAGAACCACGAGGCCACCUACGACGAGUGCGUGCGCCGCGUCGGCCUGCAGAAGAUCCGGCCCGAGCUGCUCGAGGACGCCCGGCAGGGGGGGAGCAAGCUGGUCGAGGAGUUUUGUCGGGGUGUUUGGGGCGGGCCUGGCUACACGAUCCAACGGCUGUACCUGCAGCGCAAAUACCGCAACGCGACGACGACGGCGCACCAGCUGUGGACGCCCGCGCAGCUGCGGUCCUCGACGUACGAGCCCGGCACCGAGAUCACGGACCACUUCGUCGUGCUGGCCAAGACGCCCACCAGCAUCCUGAUCCGCUGCGGCGACUCGCCCCUGCACAACCCGGACCGCGCCCGGCCCUCGGACGGCCUGUUCGAGAUGUGCGCCACCGCCGACUUCGACCAGGGCGUCGCCGAGUUCCGCCUCAAGAGCAUCUUCUACGUCGGCGAGGGCGAGUGGGCGUCUGCCGCCGGUGGGGAGAAGGGAGAGGGCACCGCGCACCAGUGGGAGAAUCGGGGUCCCAUGCAGGGGACUAUGCUGUACGCCCACAAGUUGUACACCAAGCUGUGGAUGGAGAGUGCGCUCAGAAGAGUCAAGCAGUGA